Habropoda laboriosa is the source of this 1238-nucleotide messenger RNA. RefSeq names its product homeotic protein Sex combs reduced-like. Gene Ontology annotation, molecular function: RNA polymerase II cis-regulatory region sequence-specific DNA binding; DNA-binding transcription factor activity, RNA polymerase II-specific. Gene Ontology annotation, biological process: regulation of transcription by RNA polymerase II; anterior/posterior pattern specification. The transcript has 2 exons. The coding region runs from base 120 to 1238 and encodes 372 amino acids. NCBI's taxonomy places the organism in Eukaryota, Metazoa, Arthropoda, Insecta, Hymenoptera, Apidae. Gene Ontology annotation, cellular component: nucleus. The record is from RefSeq and is a predicted model, not a curated record.
AUACGUAUCUGAGCGAGAGAUUAGAUUUGGUGUUCUUGUUGUUCUCGUGAAUGUCGAACCGUACACGUGUGGAACGAUCGGUACAGUGACGUCGACUUGCGGUGCACUUGCGGUGAACCAUGAGUUCCUAUCAGUUCGUCAAUCCUCUAACAUCGUGCUACGCGGGCCAACAGGCGCAACAACAACCAAGAGCCACCGCUAAUUCACCUGGAGAACCAAUGCAGGCGGCAUCGCCCGCCGGUGGAGAUUACUACAAUCCGAAUGCAGCGGCCACCAGCUACCCUGCACCUUGCUACUCGCCUCAGCAACACUAUCCCCAGCAUCCGUACGCGACUCCAGCGUCAGGAAUGCAGCACACGGCGCCUACGGGCAUGAUAGACUACACUCAGCUGCAACCUCAGCCACGGCUGAGCGCGACCACCACCUCGCAACAGCACAGCCUUCAUCCACAGUCCCAGCAUCAUCCUCAACAGCAUCAUCCGCAGCAGCAGCUACACCAGGACCCGACGACGCCGCUUUUGCAAGCCGCUUCCGCGCCAUCGGCACCGUCCACGUCGAGCUGCAAAUACGCCGAUUCGACGUCGUCUACCAGCGUAGCGUCGCCUCAGGAUCUGACAACGUCCACCUCGAGAAAUAGUCCGACGCCUUUGGUGGCACCUGGAACGAGCAAGGCCGCGUCAGGUCUCACCUCGCCGCCAGGAAGCUCGUCGAGGUCGUCGGUUGCCGCAUCGGCCUCGUCUCCUGCGAGUGGAAGUUCCAGACCUGUGCAAGAAGGAAGCUCAACGUUGACCACUGCGUCGUCCGCAUCCUCGCCAGCGUCCUCCACUUCGAGCACCUCCAGUACCGGGAACAAUUCGUCGAACAAAGGGAACGCAUCCGGCAGCAAUCCUCCGCAGAUUUACCCGUGGAUGAAGAGGGUGCACAUCGGACAGAGUACGGUGAACGCAAACGGCGAGACGAAGCGACAGAGGACGUCUUACACCAGGUACCAAACCCUCGAGCUGGAGAAAGAGUUCCAUUUCAACCGUUACCUGACGAGGCGGCGUCGCAUCGAGAUCGCUCAUGCCCUCUGCCUGACGGAACGUCAGAUCAAGAUCUGGUUCCAGAAUCGGCGGAUGAAGUGGAAAAAGGAGCACAAGAUGGCGAGCAUGAACAUUGUACCGUACCACAUGUCGCCGUACGGCCACCCUUACCAGUUCGCGCCCCACCCAGGCCAGUUCGCUCACUUGGCCACAUAG